This is a messenger RNA of Paramecium tetraurelia, 2235 nucleotides long. RefSeq lists its product as uncharacterized. The transcript is spliced from 7 exons. The record is from RefSeq and is a predicted model, not a curated record. Gene Ontology annotation, cellular component: membrane. Gene Ontology annotation, molecular function: inorganic diphosphate phosphatase activity; diphosphate hydrolysis-driven proton transmembrane transporter activity. Gene Ontology annotation, biological process: proton transmembrane transport. Lineage: Eukaryota; Ciliophora; Oligohymenophorea; Peniculida; Parameciidae.
AUGGAAUUUGUGACAGCCCUAGUGUUCAUUUUCAUAGCAUGUGCCUGUGGUAUAGUUUGGGCUAUCUUCAAUUGGAUGGCAGUUCAUAAAGUGGAGAUUCAUCACAAACAUGAGGGAUUGACAGAAUUGUUAUAGGGUGCAGAAUAAGAGAAAAUAGAGACUCUGUUAGAGAUAGGAGAACACAUAUAAGAUGGAGCUCAAGCCUUUUUAAGAGAAGAAUACACAGAUUGCAGUGUGUUUUUAGCGAUCAUGGCUGUUUUAUUGAUAUUUAUUUCACCAUGGUCUUCACUGGCAUUUGUAUUGGGAGCAGCAACUUCAAUGCUUUGUGGAUAUUUGGGAAUGGCCAUAGCAACAGCAGCUAAUUAUAGGACUGCAUUUUCAGCAAUCACAUCAUUAGCGAAUGCAUUUUAAAUGGCAUAUAGAGGUGGUUGCGUAAUGGGAUUUUUAUUGGUGUCAAUAUCGCUUUCAAUUUUAACAUUAAUAAUAAUAAUCUAUAAUGCAAUAAUAGUGAAGAGUGAAGACAACAAUUUUGAGGAUUUGGUCACAAUGUUCGAUUACGUAGCAGCCUAUGGAUUGGGAGGAUCAACAUUUGCAUUGUUCGGCAGAGUUGGUGGUGGCAUUUACACCAAGGCAGCCGAUGUGGGAGCAGAUCUCGUAGGUAAAGUCGAGAAGAACUUACCAGAAGACAGUCCAAAGAAUCCAGCCACUAUAGCUGACAAUGUGGGAGAUAACGUUGGUGAUAUUGCUGGUAUGGGAGCUGACUUAUUUGGUUCAUUUGCAGAAUCUACUUGUGCAGCUUUGGUCGUUUCAUCUACCCAAUUAAGAGUUGCAUAAGGGGAUAGUUAUGUCAUUGAUAUCAGUUAAUUGAUGUAUCCAUUGAUGGUUUCAGCAUUUGGUAUCGGAAUUUGUAUUUUGGUAUCAGCUUAUGCUGUUUAUAUUUCAAAAGUGAAUCACAUUAAUAAGAUUGAAUCCACUCUGAAAUUCCAAUUGUUGUUAUCGACAGUUGCAUUAUCUCCAAUUAUUAUAGGUAUUGCUUAUUGGUGUUUACCUGCUGACUAUGUGAUGGUUGCUGCAGAUGGCUCUAUUUAAUUGCAAGAACUUAAACCUUGGCAUGCUUUCUUGUGCUCUCUUAUGGGAUUAUGGUCUGGAUUGUUGAUUGGGUAUUUCACUGAAUACAUGACAUCCCAUUCUUAUACUCCCGUCAGAGAAGUAGCUAAGUCUUGUGGAACUGGAGCAGCAACCAACAUUAUCUAUGGUUUAGCCUUAGGAUACUUAUCAACCAUUGUCCCUAUUGUGGCUAUAGCUAUAACUGCCUUGUUGUCUAUGAAGAUGCUUUCCUUCUAUGGAGUUGCCUUGGCUGCUCUAGGAAUGCUUUCCAAUCUUACCAUAGGAUUGGCCAUUGAUGCUUAUGGACCCAUCUCUGACAAUGCAGGAGGUAUUGCAGAAAUGAGUGAAUUGGGUGAAAAUGUCAGAGAAUCUACUGAUGCUUUGGAUGCUGCAGGUAACACUACUGCAGCUAUUGGAAAAGGAUUCGCUAUCGGAUCAGCUGCCUUAGUCUCUUUAUCACUCUAUGGUGGAUAUUUAACAAGAAUAUAAACCUACAAAGUAGGAGAUCAAUACCCAUUUGCUGAAGGCGCCAAAAUCGAUGAUCCUAUCAUCUUCGCAAUGUUAUUAGUUGGUGCCAUGUUGCCAUAUGCAUUCUCUGCCUUCACUAUGAAAUCAGUCGGAAAGGCUGCACUUCAAAUGGUUGAAGAAGUUCGUAGAUAAUUACAUGAACAUCCAGGUAUUUAUGCAGGCACAGAAGAACCAGAUUUCAGAGCCUGUAUUGCCAUUUCAACCAAGGCUUCAUUAAAAGAAAUGAUUCCUCCUGGACUCUUGGUCAUUGUCACUCCAACUGCUGUCGGACUGUUCUUAGGACCCUAUGCUGUUGCUGGUCUAUUGCCAGGAGCUUUAGUUAGCGGUGUUUAGAUGGCCAUUUCAGCCUCUAAUACUGGAGGAGCCUGGGAUAAUGCCAAAAAAUAUAUUGAAGCUGGAUUCUAUAGAAAUGAAGCUGGAGAAGUAAAGAAGAAGGGAUCUGAUGAACACAAAGCUGCUGUUAUUGGUGAUACUGUUGGUGAUCCUCUUAAGGAUACUUCAGGACCAUCAUUAAAUAUUUUGAUUAAAUUGAUGGCUAUUUUAUCUUUGGUCUUGGCUGGUGCUUUUUGUAGAACUGGGUGGUUAUACAAACCUCAAUGA